AUAUGAAAAAUCACUCUUUGAUACCUAUUCAUAUUUGACCCUCGUCCCUUCAUUCAUUCAUUCAAUCGUUCUCUCGUACGUUCACCUGAUUUAUUUUUUUUUUCUGUUAAUGUAAUUUAUUAUUCAAGUUUGCCAGUGCAGUCCGGUAUCAGUGAUUGUUUCAUUCGAAGCGCGUUCAUUUACGCGAUACUUAUUUCAUUUGUUGUGUCCUAGUUCAUUCGAUAAAUAUCUCACAUUUCACAUUAAUUUUCCGUCUUCUCGUAGCUUUUCUCCACUCGUUAUUUCCAAUUGUUCUCUCCGUCUUUUUUCCGCCCCUUCGUGCAUCUUUUGUAUAUUAUUCGACCAGGUAACUAAUUUUGUAUGCUUCAUUUUCUCUAUAGUUCUAUCAAUACUUAAAAUCCCCACUCCGGCACUUUAAAUUUUUUCAUGUUUAACCACAAUUUGCGUCGCUUGCAUCCGACGAUCUAAUAUCUGUUUUUGACGAGCAACUGGGAAGUCAUUGAUAGAUAGUUUCAGCCUUAUGAGAUUCAUGCACGUACUUUCUGAUUUAGAUAAAUCAGUACAUCAUCACGAGGUCAGCAGUUUUGAAAUUUGCACGGCAUGCUCAGUAACUUUAACUUUAAUUUGUGUUUGUGUUUAUAUCAUAAUGUUUUUUAUUAUUAAGUUAGUUUAGGUUAAAUAUAUUCUUGCGUGUCUUGAGUCAGUCUUAAGCUUCACUCGUGCCAUAUUUGGAUUUGACUAACUUCAAGUCAAUUGAGUAUUGACAUUUCAACCCCCCCUCCCACACGUGAUGGUCUCUCACCACUUUAUCUCUAAAGCAGACGGGCACUCAACUCAAAGCUUGGUUUGUGCUGACUCGUAGUUAAAGCAGAGGUCAAUUUACUUCAAAUGCAACAAUACUAUAUUACUUCAAAAAGCACUAAUUUUCAUGCACAAACUUGAAUAUGUUGAAAGAUAAAUAUCAUUUUCCGGUGUCUCGAGGAAAUUGAUGUUAUCACAAAUUGCUUUCUGUGCCGAGUAUCAGAAUACGUCAGAAUACGAUUGCAUUAAACGAAAAUAUGGAGUUCUCGGGGGGAACGAGUUAUGUAAUAAAAAUCACAGCUCACAAAGUUGCUCCUUUUCAACUGAAACUGGCUUCCAUCCAAACUUUUAAGAGUCGAAAUGGCAAGCUGUCAUGUUUUGUACUUCCUGCAAUAUUUUCUAAAAAGCAUAUAAAUGAUUAAAGCCGAAUUAUAUUGGUUACUGAUUAUGGAAUUACUUACUUUUAUAACAGUAUUAGAAUAAAGUAGGAUUAAUCGCCAUUUUAUUGCGCUGAUAAAGCUUACUGUCUGCUUCUCUACCUGUCAUUUAUAUCAUUUUACUUUAGGCAAGUGCCAACACCAUUUGUCAUCUUUUGUGAGCUUUGAGUCGUUGGUCUCAACAAUGAAUGAUUCUUUGAACGACAGCACCACCUUAUCCGCCAACAUCUCAGUAGAAGAUUGUUCUCUCCCUGUAGCUCAUGGCAUCGCUCUUAUUUCCACAAAUGCUUUCGUGGGGUUGUUUGGAACACUUGGUAACCUACUGGUGUGCUUGGCAGUUGUCAUAUAUCCUCGCUUACGCCGACCAUCCAACUACCUUCUGUUCAGUUUGGCCAUCGCUGAUUUGAUCGUCACCAUGGCGUGCGAGCCCCUUGUUGUGGCAAUCUUCACUAAAAGGACGUUUUUCAACGACUGUGCACUAGACUUGGAACUCCCAUACGUGAUUUUAUCUAUGCUUUCGUGCUCUGCUUCUGUACUACAUAUGGCGGCAAUCAGCAUCGAUCGUUUCAUCGCAGUUGUGUUUCCCCUGCACCACAGAGCCAUGUCAGAUACCUGCGGAUUAAAAGCAAUGUUGAUAACGUGUUGGGCAUAUCCAAUCUCAGUUCCCAUCUUAAGCGCCGUUGUUCCACCAACCUUUCCAAAAGAUAUUUUUGCUUUGUUGAUGUUUGCAAUCAGUUACGGAAUUAUUUUCUUGUCUUACUCACUUAUCGUGAUUUCCCUCGUCAGACAUAAAAGACAAGAAAAGCAACUUGAAAUGCGCCGAAAUAGUAAUACUAGUCAUCAGACUCACGUUGAAAUCCGAGUGGCCUCCACCCUUGGGAUCGUAAUUCUUGUUUUCACAGCAUGCUGGCUUCCGUUCGUCGUAGUGCUUUAUGCAACAGGACGCCUUUUGAUCAAGAAGCACGGAGUUGCCUAUAUGUGGAUCAGGACCUUGGCUCUUUCAAACUCUGCCAUUAACUUCUCUAUAUAUGGUUCAAGAAUGCAGAACUUCCGUGAAGCGUUCUCUGCAACUGGACGAAAAGUUCUGGGUGCUUUCACUAGACAAUGUUCCCGGACCCAAGUGUAUGAUUUGAACGUAAGCAAGACCCAGUCCUCUAGUUCGAGAUGAUAACAAUUCAGAACCACCUCCCCACCAUGAGUAGAAGAAUCCAACGCACCAACAGUGGAAAAGUCUUGCAAGCAUUUUCACUACAUCCUUUCUCGGGAUAAUUAAGGAAAACCAGAAGACUGAGUUUGGUGGUGGUGUUUUAU
Molecule: messenger RNA, 2549 nt
Organism: Pocillopora damicornis (cauliflower coral)
Lineage: Eukaryota; Metazoa; Cnidaria; Anthozoa; Scleractinia; Pocilloporidae
Product: alpha-1A adrenergic receptor
Biological process (GO): G protein-coupled receptor signaling pathway
Cellular component (GO): plasma membrane
Molecular function (GO): G protein-coupled receptor activity
Source: RefSeq, a predicted model, not a curated record